This is a messenger RNA of Physcomitrium patens, 1017 nucleotides long. RefSeq lists its product as uncharacterized. The record is from RefSeq and is a predicted model, not a curated record. Lineage: Eukaryota; Viridiplantae; Streptophyta; Bryopsida; Funariales; Funariaceae.
GUCCUUCUUUUUCUUUUCAACUUUCUGCUUUUUUGGGGGGACAUAGGGCAAGGUGACUCUCAUGCAUGCAGGCUCUCACUCUGGUGUGGUGGCACCACUGUCGCAAGGUUCUCUUGGCUCCUUACAAGUGCAUCUCUUCCUUUCCUACGACACGUGUUCUCUCGUCCUCUUCCUUCUCCUGGUCCUCUUGAACUCCAACCCCGAUGGCCAAGUUCCAUAUCCCAUCGCUCAACAUCACCAAGUCAUUUGUAAGAUCGGUGCCGCAUUCGGCAUUGCAGAUCUGUUGCUGCACUUCAGAUAUAUUCAUCAUCUCUCUGUUACGGAGUCCUUGAGAAGUGUGCGAGAGAGUGUCGUUCGCUGAAAUGUCGUCUCACGAGCUGUGGCGUCGUGCUGCCCUUGCGCUAUAUCGUCCAGUACACUUGCGCGGCGCUCCCGUUACUGUGGUAAAACGUGGAUUAGCAAGUGAGCGACCGGAGGAUAGCUCCACGUCAAACUGGGGAGCAGGUGAACCGCCCAUUGAUGAGAAGACCACAGAGCGUGGAGUUAGUCCAGGAGACCAAAGGCCUGGCACUGCGUCCAAAAAAUCAGACUCACAUUCGGAAGACCAGAAAAGUACCGACGAUUUCAUCAAUAGUAAGCGGGAAGAGCGAAUGAAGUUCGGGCAGGGAUCCAAACCAAUGUCAGAAGGUGAUGCUGAUGGAGAGAGAGUACGAAGUCAGCAAGAAGCAGUGAAGGAGGGAGCUCCUCAUCCUGCAGACAUGGCAGGGGGUUAAUUAGAUUCUACCAUCAGGAUCCAUUGUAGUGCUAAUGGAGUGAAGUUGGUGUACAUUGACAGGUCUGAAAAAUUCUUUGCUGUAAAUCUGGAUUUCCUGCAGUGACUUAAAUCUCAAGGCACUGCAGGAUAGACGUCUUGUGACUAGGCAUGGUAAUCCUUUUUCUACUAAUUGUACUUGGAGCAUGUGAAGUUGUCGAAGUGAACAGCUGAAAGUUAAUAAAUCUUUUCAAAUUGAUUUUGUA